Molecule: messenger RNA, 432 nt
Organism: Penicillium arizonense
Lineage: Eukaryota; Fungi; Ascomycota; Eurotiomycetes; Eurotiales; Aspergillaceae
Product: myo-inositol transporter
Exons: 3
Coding region: 1-432 (143 amino acids)
Biological process (GO): transmembrane transport
Cellular component (GO): membrane
Molecular function (GO): myo-inositol:proton symporter activity
Source: RefSeq, a predicted model, not a curated record
AUGGUUAUGGCUGUCUCUCGGCUUGGUGGUUUCAAUACACUCAUGUACUACUCGAGCACGCUCUUCUCAAUGGUUGGCUUCGAUAAACCUGUUGCGGUAUCUAUUGUUGUUGGAGGUACAAACUUCCUCUUUGGAUUUGUCAAUUCCGCAGUGAUUGACAGAUUCGGACGAGUCAUUCUGAUUGUCACCGUUCUCGGCAUGUCCCUCUCGCUGGUAGUAACAGCAAUCGGCUUCCACUGGAUCCCAGUAACACACAUGGACUCAGCAUCAACAACAACCGCAGGCUCCGAAUCCUGGGCAACAAUCUUACUCCUAGUAACAAUCAUCCUCUACGUGGCCUUUUUCGCCGCAGGCGUCGCGCCAGUAGCAUGGGUUGGCACGGAGCUUCUCCUACUUGAAGUGCGCGCACUGGGUACAAGGUCAAUUCUGUGA